AUGGCUUAUUAUAGAGAAGAGCCUCUUUAGAAAGGUGAUUAUCAUAAUCGAAUCCCUAAUCAUAAUAAUCAUAAAACUAUCAAGCCAGUAUACAAUGAUGAUCAUAAGAAUAAUGAAAAUUAUUUGUAAAAUCCUAAAAAUUAGUAAUCUUACAUGGAAAUUGAAGUUUAAGAUAGAAAUAAUAAAUAAUAAUAUUAAGGUAAUAAUAAUGAUGAUGAUCCAUUUCCAGAUAAUCCUUAUUACAAUAAAGCUGCUUUAGAUAAGGUUUGUAAUAAAUCAAUAAUAACAUAUAAAGAUUAACCAAAUAGAUUUUAAGAUGAUCUAAAGAACAAUGAAUUAUAAAGAGACAAUUAUAAUUAAAUAAAUUAGCAAUAAUAAAAUGAACCAAUUACUAAAUACUAUAAUAAUGAUUAAAGAGAUAGGUAUUAAGAAGUCAAAAAUUACUAUUAUAAUUAAAAUCAUUAGUAAAAAUCUAUUUUAUCAUCAAAAUUAUAUUCUCGAGAUCAUCUCGAUUAGUAAUAAGAAUAAUAAAAGUAAACUUAAAAUAAACAAUUAGUUAAUUAAUAAUAAAUAUACUAAUAUACAAAUGAAGAUCUUUAAGAAAAUCCAUCAUUUGGAUAAAUAUAAGAUUAUUAAUAAUCAUAAUAGAGAUAAUAAUAAUAAGAUUAUUAAUAACCAUAAUAGAGAUAAUAAUAUUAAUAAUAAUAUUAACCAAUCUAAUAGUAAUUCUCUUAUUCACACUAAUCAUCAUAAGAAUUUAAGAAUUAAAAUACACAAUAAUACAUAUCAAAUUCAACUAGAUAAUAAACUAUUAAUAAGAAUGAGCAUCCAUCUUAAAGAGAAGUUUAAUAAUAAAGAUAAUGUGUUACUUAUCAAACAUAAUCUCCUUAAAGAUUUCAUUAAGAUCUUUCAAUUCAAAAACAAUAACAAUAUUAAUAAAGAUUCCAAUAUCUAGAAGAAUUGAAGAGUAGAAUACCUAAAGAUGAUAUGUUUUAUUCAUAAACUGAUAAAAGAAUGUCUUAAACUGAACAAUAUUAACGAUAAGAAUAGAAUGAAAGAAUAACAAGAAUAAAUCCAAUUGCUGCUGUAAGUAGAAUCUAGAAACCUAAUUAAAUUAAUUAAGAUAAUCAACAUUAUUCUAAGGAUCAAUAUUAACAGUAUUAAUAAUAAAAAAGAGAAGAUUAUUUAAUAUAAUCAAAUAGAAAUAAUUCUAAUUAAUAUCUUAACCUUUAUAAAUCUAAUAAACAUUAUGAUAAUUAUUAGAAUGUUUAAAAUUAAUAGAUUAAUAACUAUAAUCAAAAGACUAGAACACCAAAUCAUUAUAGAGAAGAUAGUUAUGAAAGAGAAAGGUAAUAAUUUAUAUAGUAAACUUCUCAUAUCAAAACAAAUUCUUAUACUAACAACAAUAAAAGAAGAUGA
Messenger RNA from Paramecium pentaurelia, 1419 nucleotides. NCBI's taxonomy places the organism in Eukaryota, Ciliophora, Oligohymenophorea, Peniculida, Parameciidae. The record is from the annotation of a GenBank genome assembly.